This is a messenger RNA of Xyrauchen texanus (razorback sucker), 3835 nucleotides long. Its product is annotated as secretogranin-2-like. NCBI's taxonomy places the organism in Eukaryota, Metazoa, Chordata, Actinopteri, Cypriniformes, Catostomidae. The transcript is spliced from 2 exons. The record is from RefSeq and is a predicted model, not a curated record. The coding region runs from base 153 to 2099 and encodes 648 amino acids.
GGCGUCUCUCUUAACGGGCGGAGCUGUCCACGGUGCUGACGAGAUAUACCGCGCUCGAGCUCACGGUGCAACACAGAGAUAAACACACAGAGAGCGAUGCGCAGCGCACUCGCGACUCUCCGAUAAAACAGACCGAAAGCUAAAGGUAAAUCAUGUCUUCACCAUCUAGAUGCUGUGCGACAUAUGUGUCCAUCCUUCCCUCCCUUCUUCUCCUUUCCUUUUUCCCCUCUUUCAUUUUUGGUGUACAAGGGGCAACACUCAGAGAUCAUCGCCUAAGUGGGAGCGAACCUGGCUCCUAUGGACCUGUGUCCCAACUCCACCCUCCUCCGAGUGCUGAGAUGCUCAGAGCUCUACGCUACAUCCAAAACCUAAGCCAGCGUACCUCAUCCGAUCUCCUUGCCGAUGAUCAAGAGCCGACCACUGCAGACUAUGACUCAGAUGACAUGGAGAGCAUCCGUUCAAUGCUACAACUGGCAUCCCCUGCCCGUAGUGCCACAGGAAUGGAUAGAGGCAUUGAAGAGAGAGAGGAAGACAAAGACAGGGACAACACUCAAGAAUGGCUGCAAGCAGUGCUUACAACACUGCACAAGACUGAAGGGCAAACAGAGCCCCAAAAGUUGUCCCAGAAAUUCAUUACGCAUGCCUCAUUACCGUCACGCCCUCACUAUGCCAUCCAACCACACUUGAGACCAAAGCAACAACUAAAGCCAGAAACUUCUGCAGAGAAUUACGGGAGGAGCUCAUGGGCCAAUUCUGGCAGCCGGAGACCACACAGGCAGUUCCCACUCAUGUUUGAGGAUGAGGAUGGCCAGGAACAGCCACUCAAACGGACCAAUGAGAAUGCAGAGGAACAGUACACGCCCCAGAAACUGGCCACCCUUCAAUCUGUUUUCGAGGAACUGAGUGGAAUCUCCGCUUCCAAGGCAGCUUCCAAGGCCAACAGCAAGAUGGAAAGUGCCGGGGCCAACACUGCUGCUGAUGAUGAAGAAGAUGAAGAUGAUGAUGACUUGUACAGGCAGAGGAAGAUGGCCUUGGAGGGCAUCAUGGGACCAGAUGAAUGGGCACCUCUGGAGGAACAGAUAGAGAACAAAGGGGAAAGCGAGAGGCACAGCUUUACUCGCAAUCUUGAGGAUGACGAGCAGGAGCAGGAAGAGGAAGAGGAGGAAGAUGAUGAUGUCAAAAGAUCCAACCAAUCUGAUUUGUUUCAGACAGAAAAAGAGGACCCGGAGGACAUUGCCAAGCUUGUGGACUACUAUCUGCGGAAAGUUUUAGAAAAGAAAAAGCAAGAGGAACAGGCAAACAAGUGGGAACAAGAAGAAGAUGAAAGUGACCGAGAGGUUGAGAAAAAAGAUGUGGAUGAAGAAGAAGAGAGGGAUGAAGAGGAGAGAGGCAUUAAUCCUAUGCUCAGUACAUUACCCCAGUCUCUGUCUCAGCUAAUCAAAAUCUCUCAAAAGCUCCAAAUCCCACCGGAGGAAGUCCUUGACCUUCUUCAGAAAGAGAAGCAGAAAGACUUCUUUGCAAUUCCUUCAGAGUCACGUACACCCGCACGCACCUACACCACCACUCACGAUGCACACAAAACAUUUGCUGCAGCACCACACCGACGGCCACUUAAGACAUUGGAGAGCCACAACAUUGCACAAGACAUCCUGAGCAUCCUCGAGCUGGCGAGUGCGGCACUGCAAAAUUACAAACUCCGGCAAAGACCAAUGCAACCGAAAACAUUGCAAUAUUACAAGAAGGAACGAGAUCUCCCAGAGUACGUGCUACCAGAAACAAGCAGGGAUGAUUAUGACGACACCGUGGGCGAUGAAGACGAACUCUCCAAUUACAUGGCCUCAGAGAUGUUUGCGCAAGCACCAAGGAACGGGCAUCUGACGCCCUCACGUGACGAGGAACAGUCCAUGUAUGGAAAGCAUGAACGGCACGUCCAAGACUACUUUGAUAAAAGUAUGCCAGAAAAGAGACCGGUGGAGCGUGUGGGCCCAGCCACAGGCAUAGAUGACUACACAAUGAUGAAAAUUAUGAGGUACCUCGACCCGGAAAGCGACAAUGCCAGCGAAACAGACUCUGAGGGGGAAACUGUCCCUGAGAUGUAGAUAAAGAUUAUAUUCAUUGUUUGAAGUUUGAAUUGUCAUAUAAUAAAGUAUUUUGAAAAUAUAUAUAAAUAUAUAUUCCCUAAUUGCGUUAGUCAAUGUCGUGCUCCAGAUUAACUCAUUUUGUACCCUCUAGAGCAGAAAAAGAGUAUUUUAGUAAACUCAACAUAUAUGUUUCUCAGUCUUGUGGUAGCCCUUUUUUGGUAGCGAUAAGAACACUGAGAUUUGUUUCCCUUUUUACGGUACUUGUCCACUGGCGCGAGAUGAGUGCUGAGUGACACGCUCACACAGAGGAUUGCGGAAUUAGCAGAGUAAGUGUUUGCUGUGUCCAAAUAUGCAUACUUCCUUAGUAUAUACCGUAGUAUGCCAAAAGCAGUCAGUAGAGAAAGUUGGCGAGAAAUACCAGAUGACCUACUACUGUAUAACAGGCAAAAUUCUGAAGUUUGUGACUGAGUUCAGAAUGGCAUACUACAUACUACUUAUCCAUAUCCACCAGAAAUAGUAAGAGUAAUAUGUUAGCAUGCUGCUCCAAAUUUGGCAUCCAUCCACGGGACUCAUUAUUGUCCCAUAAUGCCAAGGAAGCUGCAGAGACAUCACAUUCAAAACACUAAAUAUCAGAGAACCACGAGUAUCUUUUGGAUACCCCAAAAGAGUUGUUCCUUGUGGUUGAAUUGUACAUGUUUAACAACACCAGAGUAGAUUAUUUUUGUUACCAUGUCAUUUAUUUGGGUUACGGAAUUAUGCCCACAUUCCAGGGUGAAGUAGGAAGUAUUCAUAAUACUCGCAAUACUAUUUUAACAAAAGUACAUUCUUUAUCAAAAGCAGUACAUACUCUGACAGUACGCAAAUUCGGACACAGCUGUUGAGACCAUCAAAAAAGCUGGGGAAAUGUUACACACCAUUGCGUGAUUAUAUCAGCGUCUUCCACCGAACGCGUUUAGAUGCGUGCUUCUACCGUGAAAGUUGACGGGGGGGAAUCGGGUGAUAGAUGCCACGAAUAGGGCCCCCUUUGGAGUUGUGGGCCCCUGGGCUUCAGCCCAUGUAAGCCAGUGCAUUAAUGCGCCCCUGGUAAUAGUGCAUAUACACACCUGUGUCUUGAACACAGAACUGUUGUUCCCCACGUCCUAACGGAAGCCUGUUUUUGUUUCCUGGUCUCCAGUGUUUUCACUUGCAUCAGUGUAUGUUUUUAGCAGAUGGUGGGAUGUUUAGCAUAAUCAAUUUGUGAAAAACAUGUUGCUCCAUAGUGUCGAUACUUCACAGAGCCACAAUGACUGUAGUUUGACGAGUAGAUGACAUGAAGCGAUUGCCCGAGGUUUGUUCAGUUGAUAUCAUUAACUACUUCGAGUUCACAACAGCACAAGAUUAGCCUGUAGUUAUUUUUACUCCAACUUAAACUUCAAAUGGUUGUCGGUUUCCUUUUGGACCACUCGUGGAGACAGGAACCAAAAAAACAUUCCAGAUUCAAUCAAGUCAUCCUGGUGCUGCCCAGUGGUUGGUCAGGAAAACUAUAGAUAUGAUGAUUUUUUUUCGUGUACUGAAAUGAAUCAUAGACAAAACGCUCGCUGUACAUGUAAUCAGACAUGGCCCCAAAGAGGCAGCUCUCCAGCGUUUCUUCCACGCCAGUGGACACAUACCAUUAAUGGCGCUUAAACAGCAGUUAUGUUUUCAGUCAGUCAGUAUCUUGUGUGUGUGAUGGGGUCAUGUUUGACAUGGCAGAGGUAAAUAAAGCAUUUGUUCAC